AGCACAGAGAGGGCUGAGGAGGGAGAACUGGCUUUUGAGCGUGCGACUCUUUCAGUCAAACCCCCUUAAAAAAAAGCGUGAGAUCUGUGCGGAAGAGCCGGGCUGUCAAUGAAAGGGGUUAAAAGACACAAAAUGAAGAGGAAAAAUAAAUCUACCUAUUAGCCCCUCACACACACGCGCUCCUGGAGGAUCUCAAAGCAUGGGACUGUGACCUGGAGCUGCUGUUAGGUGUUAAAUGUUCGGCAAUAUGUGAUGUUCUGUUACUUAAAGGGAGGCACACCACCCUGUUGAUGCCAAAUGGAAGACCUUGACUUGGAUACAAUGCAGGAAACGUUAUCAAAUUUUUCAGAUUUGUCCAGUGACCUGACUGCUAGCAUCAACAAAACCUGCUCCUUGAACAAGGGUUUCCAGUUUUACUAUCUGCCCAUCAUGUACAUUAUCGUAUUUGUCACUGGAUUCAUCGGAAACAGUGUUGCUCUCUGGAUGUUCAUCUUUCACAUGAGGCCUUGGAGUAGCAUCACCGUUUACAUGUUUAAUCUCGUCCUGGCUGACCUCUUCUACGUCUUCUCUCUGCCGGUUUUAAUAUUUUACUAUUUCAACAAGACAGACUGGAUCUUCGGGGAGGCCCUGUGCAAACUGCAGAGGUUCAUUUUCCACGUUAACCUCUACGGGAGCAUCUUGUUUCUGACUUGCAUCAGUGUCCACAGGUACACGGGGGUGGUGCACCCCAUGAGAUCACUGGGCAGGUUGAAGAAAAAAUCAGCCACCAUUGUGUGCAUGUGCGUGUGGGUUGUGGUCAUGGCUGGCAUCUCCCCAAUACUGUACUUCUCCCGAACUGGGCCAAGGAAAAAUAAAACAAUUACGUGUUACGAUACAACGUCGAAAGAGCUCCUGGGCACUUAUUUCAUUUACAGCAUGCUGACUACAUUCUUUGGUUUCUGCGUCCCCUUUGCCACCAUCCUGGUCUGUUAUGGAUUUAUUGUGAAGGCCUUAAUAUCUAACGACAUGAGGACACCUCUCCGGGGCAAGUCUGUGCGUCUCGUCAUCAUCGUGUUGGCCGUUUUUGCCAUCUCCUACCUCCCCUUCCAUGUGAUGAAGAACCUUAACCUACAGUCCAGACUCUAUUACCAGGGGCUAGAGACAUGCGAGUGGAACAAGAGGGUCUACGCCACUUAUCAGGUGACCCGCGGGCUUGCCAGCCUCAAUAGCUGUGUGGACCCUAUCUUGUACUUCCUGGCAGGAGACACUUUCAGGAGGAGAUUCACUACUGCGGCCAGUAGGUUCAUGUCUAAGCGGGGAGAGACCAACCUACAGUUUCGGAGUGAAGACAGUCCACUUCAUGCUGCGUCAAACAUUUCACAAAACGACUGCAUCACAACAGAAGUCAGCUGUCAACAAGAUCGGGGUGUGAACAGAGACGGUGGGGAGGAAAUGAAGUCCAAGGGCAGUGAUGGUGACAUUUUCCUUUAGUGAAGUGUAUAAUGGUCUGUUGCAGAACAGAAGGAUCCACAUGGUUUGGAUAUAUAGCAGGCUGGAUUUGUGAUGUACAGGAUGCCUAACAAACAUGUAAUUAACUGCCAGAGUGUAAAUGUAUAAGGAAGAACAUGUUCAAUGUGUACACCACAGAGUAUUUAGCAGGAAUGGUGUAUCACAGAUAGGGUAUUUACCAAUUUGAUCUUGCCCACUUUGCGCAGUUGUUGAAUUUCACCUGCUAUGAAACAAAAUUUACUUUUUAAAAUUCCCUCACGGGAUUUGGGCUGAAACAGUUUUUAUUGCCUUGAGAAGGUGGUGGUGAGCUGCCUUCUUAAACCGCUGCAGGUAGAGAUACAAUGCCAUCAGGAGGAAGUUCUAGGAUUUUGACCUGAUGACACUGAAGGUAAUGGUGAUGUAUUUCCUAGUCCGGAAAUUGCUGGACCAUUAAUUUUUUUUUAAAAAAACAGAGAUUUGGCUGAACUUUCCCAUCAGAAAUGCUGCAGCUAGUGCAUUACUGAGGAAUGUUGUGCUACGUUACAGACAUUUGUCCAGAUUUUCUGAUGGCCAAGUAGUCAAUUCUUCAAUGUGGCUGGGAUUUGGGUGUCAGGACGCUGUGGAAUCCUGAUGUGGCAGACUCCGAGGAUAUUGCCAUUCUUCUAAAUUCCAGGCCCAAACCUACUCAACCCCAACCCACAUAAAAUACAGGUUUACAACCACAGCUUAAGGUGAAGAGUGGUGGUGUGGGAAAUGGGUUUAAAUAAGGCUUUGUUGGUUCCCUAUCCUUUGACAACAAAAUGUGCUUUCUGUCAGGUGGCAGCUGUCUGGAGGAAUCUGCGCUGUUUGUAUGGAGUGCCCUCAGUUGGCACUGCAGGACGGUUAAUUGACUACCUCUCACUGCUUGUCCACACUCUCCACCAUCUUUCACCCUGCUCCCCUACCUCCGCCUUACCACCUCAAGCACACUAACAGUACCUCUGAAGCAGCAUUAAUCAAAAUAAAGCAGAGUGGAAAGGAUACCAGUGGAACGGUGCACUGUACAGUAAAGUGUCCUUUACAAUUUGAGAAUCCAAUGUUGGAGGUCAAUGACCUUUUGCUUUUAAAAUGGGACUCUGGUGUUUGUGGAAGAGCAAUCUGAAUUGUGACCAGUACGAUGGCAGGUUGACCAUUAAAAUCAUCUGCCAAGUGAUCCCUGCUCGUGAAAUCAAUGGGCAAAUGCUGUGUCUCUGGUCUACUACUUUACAGAAAGCAUUACCACAUUGCCACAAACAGAUCAGCACCCCUCCCCAAUAAAAAGAUGGAUGUUAUGCCUUAAGUGUUUGCCUGUGAAUGCUGCUGAACUACAGGAAUCUCUCUGCCUGAGACAGGCAAACAACGGGAAUCAAGAGGGUUAACAGGCCUAAUGUAAAGCAGGAUUUUAAGAUGAAGGAAUAGGAAUAUUGUAUGUUUUGUUAGAUGACACCACCGUUGCAAUACAAUGUGGAAACAGUGUCGUAUUGAUAUUAAAGAGACUGGAGUCUUUGAGCCAAACAAAUUUUGGCACAGAAGGAAAUUAUUCAUCUCAUUAUUCCAUACCAGGAGCUUCCAUCAACUUUAAUUCCAUACUCUUUAACAUUUCUUUUCUUCAAGUCGUUAUCCGGAUCCCUCUCAAAUGUCAUGAUCAACUGAGAUUGAAUAGUCAAUUGUGAUAAAGCAUUCCAUAUUCUCAUAACCUUUACAUCAAAAACAACUCUUCCACCCUCCCUGCGUAUAAUCCAAAGUUUUCUUGUCAAUUGACCAUUAACUGUCAGCAUGACAAAAGCCUGCCUUUUCACAGUCUCUUUAACAGUCUCCCUUUCUCUCAAUGUACUCAGCUUGUAUUUUGUAUGAUGCAUUGUGUUGUCGCAUGCAGUUUCAAUACUUAUGCAGCAUGCCAGGAUAAAACAGCAUGUUAAACUUAGCAUGUUAUCAAAGAGCACAGCUCAUUGACUUCGACAGUAUAACACUGAGACCAGUAACAGAACUGCAACAAUAAAAUCUGAAAGCAAUGACCAUCU
Molecule: messenger RNA, 3506 nt
Organism: Chiloscyllium plagiosum (whitespotted bambooshark)
Lineage: Eukaryota; Metazoa; Chordata; Chondrichthyes; Orectolobiformes; Hemiscylliidae
Source: RefSeq, a predicted model, not a curated record